Messenger RNA from Nothobranchius furzeri (turquoise killifish), 5706 nucleotides. It is a transcript of the gene rtn3, whose product is annotated as reticulon 3. The record is from RefSeq and is a predicted model, not a curated record. Gene Ontology annotation, cellular component: endoplasmic reticulum membrane. NCBI's taxonomy places the organism in Eukaryota, Metazoa, Chordata, Actinopteri, Cyprinodontiformes, Nothobranchiidae.
AACCCGCCUCUGCUUUGGUCUCGCGCUGCUCUUUAGCUCAGAGCUACGACGUUGCGUUUAGGUGCAGAGCAGAGACCCGUUCUUAGGGAAUUUUUUAAAGUAAAGUCAGACACUGAGGAGGUCUAAACGCUGAUCGAACAGUUACCCGUUUCAGACAUUUAUCACCAUUUUGUUGAAUCUUCAAUAAAAUGGAUUCAAUGACUCAGUCCGCCCAGAUAUCAUCGUCGCAAGGUUUUGCCGAUGGACAGAAUUCUGCUGCCAAAGAAUCGAAGCUAUCCGAUUCCUUUCUUUCCUCUUCGCCUGUAUCUCUCAUUCAGUCUCCUCAAGACAAGAAAGUGGUCCAAGGCUCUGACAAGCCCUAUGAAGGUGUAGCUACAUUACUGCACUUUCCCUCUCAACCUGCUUCAUUCUCACCAAGCAGUUACGGGAGUGAAGCAGGGUCAGUAGAUGAACAGCAAGACUCUCCAAUAAAGAUGUCUCCUGUUUCUGAACGAAUAAAGGCACUAGAAGCUCUUGCUGCCAAAAAGAAGGAACCGGAUUUUAGAGGCAAUGGGGGUUUUGUUCUUUUUAAGGAUCGGCACCAUGAAAAAUCCCUCUCCGAGACUUCAAAAUCUCCCACCGAGAUGUCAAAAACACCCACUGCGACAUCAAAAUCUCCACCCGACGUUUCAAAAUCUCCACCCGACAUGUCAAAAUCUCCACCCGACAUGUCAAAAUCUCCACCUGACGUCUCAAAAUCGCCACCCGACGUCUCAAAAUCGCCACCCGACGUCUCAAAAUCGCCACCCGACGUCUCAAAAUCGCCACCCGACGUGUCAAAAUCGCCACCCGACGUGUCAAAAUCUCCACCCGAUGUGUCAAAAUCUCCCUCCGAGGCACCAAGGCCCCCCGCUGAGGGACCAAGGUCUAUUUCUGAGAAAAUGAUACCUACUCUUCAGAAAGUGGGAGAUUGUGCAGAUCACGAGUCACCAGAGUCCCCUUUUGAAAUACUUGAAGAUUUGCGACAUGUAAAUGAGUUUGAAGAGACUGAACAGUGGAUGAAGGCUCAUUUGCCCCCUGUCCCAGACUUUGACUGUGAAGUUUUAGUUGAAGGCAAGAAUGCAGUUCCAUCAAAGUUGAAUGAUUUGGAUACACCGGCUGCCAUUGCUGGUGUACCUGACGUUUUCAUGGAUUGUCCUGUUGAAGUUCAGAAACUUAAAGAAGAGCUUGUUGGAACACAGAAAACAGGAGUUGAGGAAGAGUUUGAUGUUAGCUUUUUACCAACAGCUUACAUGUGGGAUCGUCAGGAAAAAUCAAGUGUUGAGGCUCCAUCAAAUCUUGAGUCGGCGAUUCAGUUUUCAGCACCUUCUGUUGGCUUUGAUUCCACACCAUCUUCUGUGUCCCCUCGAUCUUGUCCAGAUGCUAACCAGAAUUUUUCAAAUGAGAUGAAAGCCUCUUGGAGCGGAGAUUUUGACCAGCCAGAUACAAGCGAAGCAGACAGUUCAGGGGAGUCUGACGAUACUGUCAUUGAAGAUAGUCCUGGGGCUCCUGCUUCUGUUUUUCCAUCAUUGUCCAAGGAUUCUGUUCCUGUAUCUACAACUCCUGCUCAAACUACCAUGGAAAUGGACAACGAUUCACCAAAGUGUGAAAGAAAGCUAAUGCAGGUUCCAACAAUAAAUGUUAUUGAAACUGAUGAGCCAAAUUACAGUGAAGAGGAAAUGGACAUGGAGUCUGAGACAGAAGAAGGAGACAAUCAGGUUGUAAAAGACCUAGCCACAGAGGCUCCAAAAAUAUCAGAGCCAGAUGAUGAUAAAUCAGAACUACCCAAAACACGUCCCUUGGAAACUGAAUUCAUGGAAGGCUACUCUCCUCCAUCCUCGCCUGUGGACUCUGAUGAUGAAUACUCUCCAAAACACAAAAUUCUCAAAUCAAAUGCCGUGACCGGCUUUGAGCCAGUCCAACCCAAUCCAGCAGGUCCACUGGACUCAAUGGAAAAGUCACUGCAAGCACAAUUUGACAAAUCUCCAACUACCUUGACCAAAGUUACUACUGAACAUUCACUUUCUGGCGUCACAAAUGAAGAAGUGGACUUCGCAAACGAUGAUGAGUGGUCAGAAGUAAAGGAGAUCCUGGUUAAACCUGAGAAGACUUGUCUUGUGUCUGAAAUUGAUGAAAAAGGAAAUGUAGCAUCUAAAGAGAUGAUUGAACCUGCUCCUCUAUCCAGAUCCAGCUCCAUGCAGGAUGAUAUUUAUGACCGACAGUCAUUUGAUUAUGACUCUGAUGCAACUGCUCCCCUCGAACAUGAGAAAGGGCUAAGCAGUGCUAAGGAGCGCUUUCUUUCUGAUGCUGUCCAAAGUGGUGAUGUGCAAGGCAGGUUUGAUAUGGACAGAACCAUUUCACUCAGUGAGGAAGACUUCAUCAAAUCUGAUGGUCUGCCACCUCCAGAAGAAUACCCCCCAAACCCAUACUCCUGUUUUGAAAGCGAGACCAAAAACUUCACCAGUGAACAAGAGUCCAUGGAGAAAGUAACUACAGAUGAUGUUGUAGAUGACAUAAAAAAUGCCAACACCCCCCUCUUCCAGAAACCUGAUUCAGACAUCCAUCAGAUCAAUAAAGUGGGUCUUGAUGCACCUGACAUAACCAGCUCAGACAGAAGUGAUGACAACUCCUCUGUUUCUGAACCUACUGAUAGUUUUGUGGAUUUCAUGAAAGAGUGUCUAAAGUCUAGACAGGAUGAUGAAGAAGCAGAUGGUCUUCAUCAAAGUGUACCCUCUCCUUACAGCAGCUCUCCGAGCAUGGUGAUGGAUCUUGAACAAGAACAUCUUACAAUCAGUGCUCUUAAAGAGCUUGGCAACAGUCAAGAUGAGGAGGGGCUUGUUUCUGAACCAAAUCAAUCUAACCCCAGUUCUACAUCUAUGCAGUCAAUGUCUUCCACCCCAGAUCCUCCACCAUCAUUUUCUCAAGACAACCGUGUCUGUGACAACACGUAUUCCAGAGAGGUUGAAGUCGUAGACGAAUGGGUAGCUGAAGCCUACCACCUUGCUGAGCAUGUCUUGACGGCAAUACUAACUCACUUAUCAGUGAAGGACCUGAUCCACUGGCGAGACCCUAAGAAGUCUGGUCUAGUCUUCGGCCUGUCCAUGCUGCUGCUGCUGUCACUGGCAGCCUUCAGCGUCAUCAGCGUGGCCUCCUACCUGCUGCUCGCUCUGCUCUGCGUCACCAUCACCUUCCGCAUCUACAAGUCCAUUGUCCAGGCGGUGCAGAAGUCUGCUGAGGGACACCCAUUCAAAGCGCUGUUAGAGAAGGAUGUCAGCAUUCCUCCGGAGACCUUCCGUAAGCACGUCGAUUCCAGUCUGACCUACAUCAACCGAGCCCUGCAGCAGAUGAGCCGCCUCUUCUUGGUGGAGGACCUUGUGGACUCCCUAAAGCUGGCUGUGGUCAUGUGGUUGCUGACCUACGUUGGAGCGGUCUUCAAUGGAAUCACCAUCCUCAUCCUGGCGGAUAUCCUGCUCUUUGCUGUUCCUCCUGUCUAUGAGAAGAAUAAGACCCAGAUCGAUCAGUACAUUGAUCUUGUUCGUACUCGAGUCAACGCCAUGAUUGCAAAGUUACAAGAAAAACUUCCUGGAGCGGUGAAGCGGGCCAAAACCGAAUGAUCCUACACCCUUCACGUCUCCAUCAUCAUCAUCAUCUCCAUCAUCUGAAAGCCCUCUAUCAUGUCCCCCACACCCCCGUCUAACCCCCACCCACCUCCACACUGCUACACUGAACCAUGCUAGGUAGAAAAUCUCCGAGCUACUCGAUGUUCGACGCAAGACUACUGCACAGCUUAACACGAGCAUUAGGACGCCGUGCGUGUGCGCGCACACACACACACACACACAAGGCCAGGAGGUCAUGUGACACUUGAGCAAAACCCACCUGUAAAUAGACUCUGGUGAACUAGACGGAAUCUGCGACCUGGUUUCAUCAAGUACCGCGAACACCAGGUGAACUGUAGCGGCGCCUAAAAAAGCAGAACCACAAUUCCCUCAAAUGACGAGGCACGUUUAUUUAUGAAAUGAAGACGCCUGCGCGCUCCGAUUGGCCCGUUUGGGUUGCUUUCACCUGUCUGUGAUGCACUGAACCGUUAAACCCACGAGCGUGUUUGAAUGGGCCGGCUGCGGGUUCGGUCUAGUUCACCGUCUUGUGUUGAGAUGCACGUUGGAACCGUUGUUUGUGUAAAUACACCUGAAGACGACGAGCAGCUCUGCUAUUAGGAAACUCUGACCCGGCUUUUACAUCCGAGGAUGGUUCCCCGACUCCUGCUCCUCCUCGGGCCCGGCGCUGCUGUUCGUCUGUAUAGUUUAUUAGAACUCCUGUUAUGGAUCCGGUAGGACUCGGGCGUUCCUGACUGGACCCGGCGGGGUACAUAGCGCUGAAACGUAGAUAUCCAAACGCUUUCCCGGGUUGCUGUCGAUUUAAUAAGUAAAAUGUUUGAUUUUAAUUUAUUUGCAAAAAAAAAAGUCCAGAGUUGAUGUAAAAUGUCAGCGGUAGAUGAAACGCAACAGCGGGUCUCUACCAGAGCUUUAGUUUUGCAGCUGGACGCAACAGCAGCGUACUUUGUGUUGGUGUUGAUGAACGCGUGGAAGAUUGUGACCCGAGAAGAAGUUUGAUGGUUCCGGGUCGAUCAGGAGGUGCUGUUUAAUGGAAGAGCAGAUCAGAGCGCGUUAUAGAAGGGCGCCCCCAGGUUGUGUCGUACUCCUGACCCUAGCUUUGUUCGGUAAGCCUUUCCAGCUCGUGAUCGUCUCCGUGGUGAUUUAGACUUUGGUAAACCGUAGUGACGUGUUCUCUCUGCAGCUCCGUCUCGUUUUUAGGAGGAAGUUGAACACCACGUGUUGGUGUUGGUCCUGACGUGUUCCCUGGGUGACCUGGCAAAGGUCCAACCCCCAACCCCCGUGCAUGACCUCUGUACGUCGUGUCACUGUGAUUCUCUGGCGUGCUCCAGCUGAUUCGUGCUCCGGUCGGACUUCUGCUCUGCCACCUGGGCUCCGUCGGACGCUUGGCUUCUGAAAUAUAAUUUCACUUAAACAUUUGUUGGAUGUUUGGUUGAGAAUUUAUUUGUGUUUAAGUGGAAACAUCAACUAUACAAAGUAAAAUAAAAGUGUCUGUGAAUGUUUUGGGUGUUUUUGAUUCCUCUGGACAGAUAAAGGAAACUAGAACUUUACUUUGGAAACCUUUUUUUUUUUUUUUUUUUUUUACUUUUGUGCCUAUAAAUAUUGUUGACAAUGUAUUCGUUCCACCACUUUCCACGUUAGCUGUUGCUGUAUCAGAGGACACGCCAUCAGCAGUAUUUAUAGUUGCCAUGUUGGUUUUGGUAGGAGCUCACUUGGGUUAGAAGCACAUAAGAGAAGUUGUCUUAUUCUGAAGGACUUGAAUCAAAUUUCCCUGCAUGCUUUUUUACUGCGCUAAGAUUUCAUGUUUAGGAUGAGCUGACCCCUAAAUGUUCGCUCAGCUUCCUAAGAUGCUCAGGCGCCGCCAAGAUGGCGUCCGUCUUUAGUGCGAACCAUGGAUAGGACGUCUUGAUGCAGCAUGCUUUCCUCCCCGUUUGAGGUUUAUUCAGUUUGCUUUGAAAUGAUUUAACGGGUAAAGAGUUUGGUUCCAGGGUUUGAGCGAUGUUGCAGGAAAAAGAAAAGUUUGUGGUCUCUGUACUGAUGUCCAAGUGAAACUAAUAAAAACAGCUGAAAGGUC